UGGAGACCAUCUCUAUAGAGAUGUCACAACCAAUUGAUACGGAUUUAUCUGAAAUACCUUUGCGAGCGCUGUCUGUCUCCACAAGACAUCAAUUGUCUGAAUAUCUUAAUUAUGAACAAUAUAUUACAACUUCUGAAGGUCUUUGUCGUGAUUACCGCGGAUUAGCACAACUAAUGGAUUUUUCUUACGCCGUCAUCGAGUCUUUGAUGCGAACUAACGAUCCAUUGAAUGGUUUGCUCGACAGAUAUCAAAACAGAAGUGAUUCUUCUUUUGGCAAAUUGUUGCAAAUGUUGGAACAAAUUGAAAGGUUUGAUAUCAUCGACGAUAUGACACCUGUUUUGAUGAAUGACGCAAAACAUUAUAAUAAAUACAAACAAUCAAUACUACCCUCAGUGAAGAGUGAAUCGAGUAGUGCUUCAAGUGGUCUACAAUCAGAUGACCACAAAGUUAUCAUUUAUGACGCAUAUGUUUGUUAUGCGGAUCAAGAUUUUGAAUUUGUUAAGCAAUUAUCUCAAUAUCUUGAGUCGGAUCAAAUUGGGUUUCGUUUGUUUAUCAGAGACAGAGACCUAUGUCUUGGUUCGUGGGCUUACGAAUCCUUUGCAGAAACAAUUGACAAACGAUGUAACAAAGUAUUGAUUAUUUUGUCGCCCGAUUUCUUUGAAUGUCGCGAAUGUGAGUUUCAGACAAUGUUUGCAACGGGUUUGGCUAUUGAACAAAGGAAUCGUAAAUUGAUUCCAAUAAUCUAUAAGAAGUGUGAUUUACCACCAAUUAUACGUAUGCUUACAAAGAUUGAUAUGACUCGAAGUGUAGACACUCAUGACUGGGCGUGGAAUCGAUUGGUUAAAUCCAUUAGUAAUAAUGUUAGCAAUUCAUCGAUUGUUUUUAGACAAAACCAUAGUAAUGAUAAUAAACCAAAUUUACUUCAACUGCCAUCAAUAUCUUCUUCCAAUUCAAUUAACUCUUUGAAAAUAACUUCCAUUAAAACAAUUGACUUACCGUCCAAUCAUGAAGCAUCACCUCAACCAUCAGCUCCACCAUUGAUUUCUACUCAAUCUUCUAUUAGUUCCAUAAGCAGUGACAUAUCGAUCAAAUCAGAUAACUCUGAAUCUCUUCCAAUAAUGAACGCACAAAAGCAUAAAAAUAUGAAACUACUUAAUCAUAAGAAAUGGAUUCAAUCAUUAAAGCAAAAGUUUAAAAAUUAA
Molecule: messenger RNA, 1202 nt
Organism: Oppia nitens
Lineage: Eukaryota; Metazoa; Arthropoda; Arachnida; Sarcoptiformes; Oppiidae
Product: myeloid differentiation primary response protein MyD88-like
Exons: 3
Coding region: 21-1202 (393 amino acids)
Biological process (GO): MyD88-dependent toll-like receptor signaling pathway; innate immune response; Toll signaling pathway
Cellular component (GO): plasma membrane
Molecular function (GO): Toll-like receptor binding; TIR domain binding
Source: RefSeq, a predicted model, not a curated record